Molecule: messenger RNA, 2094 nt
Organism: Hemibagrus wyckioides
Lineage: Eukaryota; Metazoa; Chordata; Actinopteri; Siluriformes; Bagridae
Gene: tomm20b
Product: translocase of outer mitochondrial membrane 20b
Exons: 5
Coding region: 127-567 (146 amino acids)
Biological process (GO): protein import into mitochondrial matrix; tRNA import into mitochondrion; protein targeting
Cellular component (GO): mitochondrial outer membrane; mitochondrial outer membrane translocase complex
Molecular function (GO): transmembrane protein transporter activity
Source: RefSeq, a predicted model, not a curated record
CCGGGGUCCUUCCUCUCCUCGUCUACUCGAGGGUCAUGUACCGAAUUGCAUAGCAACCUUCCCUCUUAAAGAAUAAAGCCGUGUUUUAAAGUAGGCGCAUUUAAUCUGUAUAUUAGUUGAAGAGAGAUGAUGGGCGGCAGGACGAGUGCGAUAGCGGCCGGAGUCGGCGCGGCGCUUUUCGUCGGUUACUGUAUUUAUUUCGACAGAAAGCGAAGGAGCGACCCAAACUUCAAGAGCAAGCUGAGAGAACGAAGGAGGAAGCAGAAAGUAGCACAGGAGAAAGCAGGACUCUCACGGCUACCCGAUUUGAAGGACGCUGAAGCUGUUCAGAAGUUCUUCCUGGAAGAGAUUCAGCUGGGAGAAGAGCUGCUGGCGCAGGGAGACUAUGAGAAAGGAGUGGACCACCUGACCAAUGCUAUAGCAGUGUGUGGUCAGCCUCAGCAGCUGCUCCAGGUGUUGCAGCAGACUCUGCCUCCGCCCGUCUUCCAGAUGCUGCUCACCAAACUGCCCACCAUCAGCCAGCGCAUCGUCAGUGCACAGAGCUUGAGCGACGACGACAUCGAAUAAAGACGAGGCCCUUUUUAAAGCCGUGAUCCUCCCGCAGUGUGCAGCCUUCUCUCAGCAGUUUCACUCCUCCAUGUUUAAAUCACUGUUUCUUUCUAUCCAUUGUGCAAAAUAGCCACCAAACAACCCUCAUAAAAAAAUAUGAAAAGAUUAUACAAGCCUGUAAAUUUUACCAUCAGAUAUUGGAAAUGUCUUACAGUGUUUUGGUAACAUUUAACUGUAUUUUAUCAGAUUUAGAGGUUUGUGCUGUCUGCACACAGCCGGUGUUGGUUUUUCAUUUUUUUUUUGAAUGUUGUAUAAACUGAGAAAAACGAAACCCGAUCUUCUGAUUUCUUUAUUAGGGAAGGGGAAAAAAAACCCCACCCAAGUCAGCAAAUAUGCAACGCACAUUCAUAAGCUACCGUGUCACGGACGACGUUUACACGACCCGAGUCCGUCCCGUAAUCCCCUUUCUACUACCAAGCUAACUCUUCUGAAGACUUCAUCGUUAACUGAUGAAGUAUGUGUAGGAUAAAUCCCAAACGUAUGGUCGGUAGAGUUAGCAAAGCUCAGAACGCUGGACUAUUCCUCAAUCAUGUUUGCAUUCAUGUGGGAGAAAAAAAAAAAAAAGAAGAAAGAAGGCAGGGGAGUAGAGGUGUGUGUGUGUGUCUGGACUGUGGUUUUUAACUAAUGGGAGUGGGUCUCAACCUCAACUAGUCAGGCAGUGGUGCAGUGCUCAUAUUUUACCAUACGUUUACCAUCAUCUCCAAGUUUGUCUUCAAUAUCUUCUUUAUCCUUGUGGUUUAUUUCAUUAUGUUUUAGGGAAAUUGACCCAGCUAAGUUAAGCUCAAACAGGAUGUGAUGAUUAAAAAUGUCUGCCGGGGCGAGCAGCAAUGAGACAACUAACUGGGACAAACAUUCCUUGAAAACUUGGAAAUUUCUUUUCAACCCACAAGUCAUCGAGUUUAAAAGAAAAAUUGGCUUCUUUACAGGAGUUAACCAUAGUAUUUACUUUGGAUUAAUCAGCAUAGACACAUGCUGGUUAAAUCUGUAACACUGACCACACAGUUCACUCUCUGUGGAGAAAGUUAAUAGAUCAUAUAAACUCAAAGUUGGCUGGAUUGUUGCUCACAAAACAUACUCCAGCUACUGUGUGGUUUUUCCCAGCUCAAAAAAAUAGUGAGGGGAUUUAACCUAAAAAAAAAAAAAAAAAAAAACCCAAACCUAACCCACCCACACACACACACCUCUAGACGAACUACAGAGCUCAAUUGAUUUGCUAGGAAUCUAGCACUGAGCUCAACACUAUUUAAAUUAACUCUAUUUGUGAAUCUCUAGAGUUCUACAGUGAAUUAACUGAGUUUUGUAGUACAGACUUACGUCUUCAGAGCAAGAUUUUUAUUCAUCUAUUUUUUUUUUUGUACACUGUAAGCUUUCUGUAUGACUUAUCUGAUACUGCAGUACAUUUGAAGGUGUUUGUGUUUGCUUUUAUUGAGAACAUUAAUAUGAUGGAAUCUUUUUUUUAACCAAUAAACAAAUGGAUGAAUCUGA